Penicillium brasilianum is the source of this 822-nucleotide messenger RNA. Lineage: Eukaryota; Fungi; Ascomycota; Eurotiomycetes; Eurotiales; Aspergillaceae. The record is from the annotation of a GenBank genome assembly.
AUGAGAUCAUAUUCACAAUUAAACGUCAUGUUUGCACUCUUCUCCAUCCGGCCUCGAGCCAUUGGAAGCUCCGGACUGCUCAAUCAGAUCCGGAAAGCCUCAUCCAAGCGCUGGCAGGCCCGCCAACAGAAGGACCAAUUUACGAGAGAGGCAGCAGUGCAAGGCUUGAAAAGCCGAGCUGCGUUCAAGCUGUUACAGAUAGAUGAAAAGUACCGGAUAUUCCGGCGUGGACAAACCAUUGUCGAUUUGGGUUACGCACCAGGAUCAUGGUCACAGGUAGCUGUGAGCCGGACACAGCCGAAUGGUCGAGUGCUCGGCGUGGACAUUAUCCCCGCGCAACCACCAAAAGGAGUUUCAACAAUCCAGGGAAACUUCCUUGCACCUGAGAUCCAAGACUAUAUCCAGGAGUUCUUGCGCAACCCAAACCGAGGUCGAGCUCGUCAGCCCGGGGCCAUCGACGACGCCAGUUCCAGCUUGCUCGAGCCAGCCGUUGUAGCAGAAGCCGAUGCGACACAACCCGACAGUGCGAAAAUGGAAAGGACGGUGGAUGUGGUUCUCAGCGAUAUGAUGAUGAACACCAGCGGAAAUAAUUUUAGAGAUCACGCUGGGAGCAUGGACCUUUGUAACGCUACGUUACAAUUCAGUUCCAAGGUCCUCAAAGCAGGCGGGCAUUUCGUCUGUAAAUUCUACCAGGGAGCAGAGGAUAAGGAGUUGGAGAAGCAGCUCAAAGAUAUGUUUCAAAGAGUUCAUCGACUUAAGCCUGAAUCGUCACGCAGUGAAUCCAAAGAGGCCUUUUUCGUCGGGCUUGACCGCAAAGCGUGA